CGCAUGUCAAGUUAAUUUAUCAAUACCCGCGGAGAUAGCUUAACUACAUCGGCGUGUUACAAAGAUGUCUUAUUUCGAGCAUAUUUUUAUAGACUAUGACAACACCUCGGACGACUCCGGGGACUACGGUAUGGAAUCGGAAUUCCAGGAGGUAUGCGACCGAGUCAGUGAUGAAGAUUUUCAAAGGAUCUUUUCACCAACAGUGUACGGAAUAAUAUUCCUUUUAGGAAUCAUCGGAAAUGGACUUGUUGUGAUAGUAAUGGGCUACCAGAAAAAGGUCAAAACGAUGACUGAUAAAUACAGGCUCCAUCUCUCUGUAGCCGACCUCCUAUUCGUCCUCACGCUACCUUUCUGGGCGGUGGAUGCAGCCAGCAGUUGGUACUUUGGCGGUUUCCUCUGUACUACUGUGCACGUGAUCUACACCAUCAACCUGUAUAGCAGCGUUCUUAUUCUGGCCUUUAUCAGCAUGGAUAGAUACCUGGCAGUGGUGCGUGCCACCAACAGCCAAUCCACCAGAAAGCUGCUUGCAGACAGGGUGAUCUAUGUGGCUGUAUGGCUACCUGCUGCUGCUCUCACAGUGCCUGAUCUAGUGUUUGCCACAGCUCAGGCAGCAAACUCCAGAACCAUCUGCCAGCGCAUCUACCCCCAAGAGAAUAACUUGUACUGGGUGGCUGCUUUCCGUUUUCAGCACAUUCUGGUAGGCUUCAUCCUGCCUGGGUUGGUCAUCCUCACAUGUUACUGCAUCAUCAUCGCCAAGCUUUCCCAGGGCGCCAAGGGUCAAGUUUUGAAGAGGAAGGCUCUCAAGACCACAGUUAUCCUCAUCUUGUGCUUCUUCAGCUGCUGGCUGCCGUACUGUGCGGGGAUCUUUGUGGACACCUUGAUGUUGCUCAAUGUGAUCUCACAUAGCUGUGCCCUGGAGCAGAGUCUGCGGACCUGGAUCUCAAUCACAGAGGCUCUGGCAUACUUUCACUGCUGUCUCAACCCCAUCCUUUAUGCUUUCCUAGGUGUAAAGUUUAAAAAAUCUGCCCGCAAUGCUCUGUCUGUAAACAGUAGAAUGAGUCAUAAGAUACUGACUAAGAAGAGAGGACCUAUUUCAUCUGUAUCCACUGAGUCUGAGUCCUCCAGUGUAUUGUACAGUUAACAGUCCUGAACAUGUGACUUUUAACCCUCAUAGGGAAAACUAAGCUUUAUUUUUCAGGGACUAACUACACAGUGUACAGUUUUAAACACUUUUCAUACCUCUUUUGUAAGCUUUUUCUAUUUGAAGUUGCCACUUUUUUUCAUUUCUGUAAAAAUGUUUGUUCGCUGUAAAGAAAAUGUACAAAGAAUAUAUAAUGUGCAGGCAGUGCCUGCUGUCCAUUGACUGGUCAAAUGUACAUAUCAGUCUAGCUGCAGACACAUUUCCUUGUUGAGUAUGAUAAAGGGACGCUUUGUUUGAAAUAGACUAGGCAUCACUUCUUCAUAACUUAGGGAUUAUAUCUGUAGCAAUUAAAAGGUUUGUAGAUAGUUGUUUGCUUUUAUUUUUGCACUUAUGUUGUGCGAUAAGAAGCCAAUAUUUAUUGCGGUCGCUCACACUGAAUGUUUUUUUUUUAUAAUUAUUUUCUUAUUUAGUGUUUUUGUAUAAUUUCAGUCAGUGGAGUUUUUGUUCCAGUGUUCUACAAUAAAAUGUUGGUAAAUUACAUGAAA
This is a messenger RNA of Esox lucius (northern pike), 1686 nucleotides long. RefSeq names its product chemokine (C-X-C motif), receptor 4b (gene cxcr4b). The transcript has 2 exons. The record is from RefSeq and is a predicted model, not a curated record. Gene Ontology annotation, cellular component: membrane. Gene Ontology annotation, molecular function: chemokine receptor activity. NCBI's taxonomy places the organism in Eukaryota, Metazoa, Chordata, Actinopteri, Esociformes, Esocidae. Bases 65 to 1141 code for a protein of 358 amino acids. Gene Ontology annotation, biological process: neurogenesis; G protein-coupled receptor signaling pathway; chemotaxis.